Molecule: messenger RNA, 912 nt
Organism: Coniophora puteana RWD-64-598 SS2
Lineage: Eukaryota; Fungi; Basidiomycota; Agaricomycetes; Boletales; Coniophoraceae
Exons: 6
Coding region: 88-819 (243 amino acids)
Molecular function (GO): NADH dehydrogenase activity
Source: RefSeq, a predicted model, not a curated record
AGUUUGGCGUGCGUUGUCCGAAUCCUCCGUUCACCCAUACCUAAGCUAAGUAACAACCUACCGGGUCGCGUCUGUCUGUGGUCCGUGAUGCUUGCUCUACGGCGUUCCAUUGCUCUGCGCUCCAUUGCUAGAAGAGGGCUCUCCUCUUCGUCUGUCAAACGCUCAGAUGCACUGUUCGUGCAUCGGGACACGAAAUACAACAACCCUUCUAUUCCUUUCGAGUUCAGCAAGGAGAACCUGACCAAGGCUGAGGAAAUCAUCGCCCACUACCCUCCCCAGUACAGGAAGGCUGCUGUCAUUCCUCUUCUUGACCUUGGUCAACGCCAGAACAAGGGAUGGACAAGUAUUAGUGUCAUGAACUACGUUGCGAAGCUACUCGGGAUGCCGCCUAUGCGUGUUUACGAGGUGGCCACCUUUUACACCAUGUUCAACCGCGAGCCCAUCGGUGACAACUUCGUUCAAGUUUGCACCACCACACCUUGCAUGCUUCGUGGCUCAACCGAAAUACUGGACACGGUUUGCAGUCAUCUCGGCGACAUUAAGCCGGGUGAAACUACGAAGGAUGGCAAAUUCACCGUUAUUGAAGUGGAAUGUCAGGGAGCUUGCAGUAAUGCUCCCAUGAUGGUCGUCAACGAUGAUUUCUAUGAGGACUUGACCGCCGCCUCUACCAAGAAGGUUCUGGAUGCAUUUGCGCAAGGACAAAAGCCAAAGCCUGGCCCUCAAAGUGGCAGACAUACUAGUGAAAAUUCUGCAGGUCUAACGGCUCUAACAUCAAAACCGUAUGGUCCUGGGGAAUUCUGCACGCCCGAGUUCCAAUAGACUAGACAGACUGUAUCUCAUCACUACUCUAUAGGGACUUUUUCUAGAGAACCUACAGAGUUCGUUAAUCGUCGCCUUCUCCAUCAUCAUAAC